GAUGGCGGCGCGGGGGUUUCGCAGCGCUGUGGAGGCUGCAGCCUGGCCGGGCUCCUCGCGGGAUGGGCCUGGGCUUAUGCCCUCCGUAUCUGCUGGCGUUAAGGGCUGUGACAGAGGAGCGCCCCGCUGAGGGGCGCGUCCUCCUGGCCUGAGGUGCCGCGCGGAGCCUCGGGGAGAGUGCGGAGAGCUGAGCGCUCCCCCUGUCCCCUUCAACUUGGCGAUUUCAGUAGCGGGGCAGAUGUGGGAAUGAAAGAAGGAGCCCUCGAUUCCGCUCCCCAUAGCAAUGAGCCUGCGAACUGUUUUCCUCAUGAGGGUGGGAGGUUUGGAAGUUAGAUCGCCUUCGGCAUCUUUGGGUGCUGGGUGUUUUAUGGGUGGAAGUAGAUCAAAGCCCUGGUCCAGCAUCCCUCUCGGCAGAGGCAAAGGGACAUCCUGAGGUGAUCAACAGAGAGGGGAUGCUCCCCGCGGGCUGUCUUAUGAAGUCUGCUAAGCUAUUCCUGGGGCAAGAUGGAAAGAUGCCUCUCUUUGGUUUCAAACUUGCUUCCUGCUACUUCUGUUUGAAGUCUAACUCUUGUGUUUGGAGAGGCAUUAUACGCUCCCUCGUUGUCCUUUCCUCCUGCCGCAUCUGAAUUUAUAAGCUUUUAAUCUAUUGCACCUCAGCUAUAUUCCCAGCCUGGAAGAUUUAAAACUGUUUAGUCUUUGCUUAUUUGAAAACCAUUCUCUGUUUGUAGAUCAUCGCCUUUCCCUGAACAGUUAGAAGCUGUAUUAGGUCUUUUCUGAGAUAAUGGUCACUGAAGAAGCAUCUUACAGUGCCAAAGCUGCAGGUUGUGUAGUUGUAGGGUGAACCUGUAGUUGCACAGUUUUUAAAUUUCUGUACUGCUUACAGUGGUUUUAUUCUUUUGACAGCUCCUUUUAACAGAGAAAUUACUUUUCAUUUGUGCGUUGUUCCUCUUCCUCAACUAAGCACAAUGAUAGUGGGUUUCUUGUAUUUGUCAUUUGAAUGCAUGUGUUGAGUCCACAUGCCUUGCAGUUGCUGUGACAGAGCAGCUCUUCUGUAGUAACAUUUUGUACCAGGCCCUAUCAACUAAUCAGUGUCAAGUAGUAACUCCUCCAGUUAUGUGUUUCUUCACUUCCUAAACUGUUCAUUAACUGUGUUUAAAAGCACAGAUGCAUCAUGCUUCUGUGUGAUGUAUACCCUGUCUACAUGGUGCAAAAUGAAAUUUAUUUUUGUUUAGGUUUGUUGUUGUUCUUAGCCUUCAUUAUAUUGCAGGCAUUGUAAUAUGCUUGCCAUCCUCUUUAGGAGGGUGGUGGUUUCUAAGCCAUUUAUAACUUUUUGAUGUUGGUAUGAAAUUUCAAAACCAUAGAGAUUUUGCAUUACUUGUUGACAUAGUUGUCUUGUUAAUUUGUAUCAUGGGAGUAACACUUCCAAUUUAUAACACAUCUAGGGAAUUUCAUUGCAGUUCUGUACUUUGUUUGCAGUGGUUUUGACCAAGAGGUUUUGGGUUUGACCAUCUACUGGCUCGUGUUUCCUGGCAGCGCUCAGUCACAUUUUAAAGAUAAGGUAGAAGCAAGCCCCAUUGCCAACAUACUGUCAGAUCAGUGAUUGGUUUUCCAUGAAGAAGUAACUGUGAGAACACCUCAAUCAUUCUGUGGCAUUAAAACUUCAACUGAGUCUGAAAUAUCAAAGAUAUUCUUGAGGGCUUUUGCAUGAUAAAAUUGAAAAUUAGCCUCUUAUUCAAAUAGAACGAACACCAGACUUUCAGAUGUAUUUUCUCCAAGUAUGCUUCAUAAUAUGAAAAUGUAGUAUUUUAGUAUUCAGAUUUCUUUGUUAUGGAUGCAAUAAACCUUAGUGAUAGAGGGAACGUUUCGCUUUCUGUCCUUUCAAGUUAGUGUGAACAAGCUAUUGAAUUUUAAGAGCUCAGGAAACUUUAAUGGGACAGGUCUGAGAGUUGGUGACAUAUUAGUCACAUUUCAAACACUGAUACAGUAGCCUUGGAAGUUAUGGCUGGGAAGUUUGUGGCAGCAAGGAAACCAGUAACCUCACUGUAAGGUGAUUGCAAAUGCUGUACAUAUUAAUGAGCAUAUUCUGAAAUGUGAUUAACAGUAGUGUUACAGUCAUAUGUUGAGCAAUAUUUGGAAUUUUGAGUACAGUGAAAUUGCAGGAUUAAAACAGAGGAAUCAGAAACUGCAGCUUAGUUUGUGAGUGCAUCCUGUGUUACACUAUACAGAAUUGGAUAAAAACUGCUAAGAAAAUAUUUUGCUUAUUUCAGUUCUUUACCAGCAGAUUUCUUUUCACUAAAGGAAGAUGUCAUUUUUCCCAAAAAUCUCUUUCCAACAUGAAGUUGAAGAGUAUCUCACCAAAGUGUUCAGAAAUAAUGAGCUUAUCACUGCUUUAGGUACACAGGAGGUGGAGAAUAAAUAUCAAUCUCUGUUGAGUCAUCUGUCUCAUCCACCAGCUUUUACAACUGUUAGAGUUAAUACGCACUUGGCCUCAGUGCAACAUGUGAAAAAAUUGCUCUUCCAAGAGAUCCAGAAGCAAUUUCAAGGACUAUGUGUUCCAGUUCUUGAGCACCCAAAACUCCAGGACAUCUUAUUAAUUCCUGUCAUUGGACCCAGGCGAGAUUUAAAGAAACACGCAUCUGAAGUCAUUGUUGGAGCCCACUGUGGCUAUGCAGUACUUAGAGGAGCACAUGUUUACGUGCCUGGAAUUGUAUCUACCUCAAAAUUUAUGAAAGCUGGAGAUCUGGUCUCAGUGUAUUCAGAUAUUGAAGGAAAAUGUAAAAGGGGAGCCAAAGAAUUUGAAGGAGUCAAAGUUUUUCUUGGAAAUGGGGUUUCAGAACUGAGUCGCAGUGAAAUCUUUUGUUCAAGUGGCCCAUUGAAUGGCAUGGGCAUAAGAAUGACAGAGCCAGUCUACCUUAGUCCUUCAUUUGACAAUGUGCUCCCUAGUAAUUUGUUUUUACAGAACUUGCCUUCUGUGGUCGUGAGCCAUGUUUUAAACCCUCAGCCAGGAGAGAGAAUUUUGGACAUGUGUGCAGCACCUGGAAGAAAAACAACCCAUCUUGCAGCACUGAUGCAUGACCAGGGUGAAGUAAUAGCCCUGGACAAAAUAGCUAACAAGGUCAAAAAAGUUAAGCAGAAUGCUGAAUUGCUACAGUUGAAUUGCAUUAAGGCAUUUUGCUAUGACGGAACAAGGGCACUUUCAGUUGAGAAGAGAGAGGAUGAACAAGAAGGACCUCCAUUCUUACCAGAGUCAUUUGAUCGAAUUCUUCUUGAUGCUCCAUGUAGUGGGAUGGGACAGAGACCAAACAUGGCUUAUUCCUCGACUUUAAAAGAAGUGACCUCCUAUCAGCCACUACAGCGCAAACUUUUCACUGUGGCAGUGAAAUUGCUGAAGCCAGGAGGUGUUUUAGUGUAUAGUACAUGUACGAUUACACUCUCUGAAAAUGAGGAGCAAGUUGCUUGGGCCCUGAAAACUUUUCCUUGCCUCCAGCUUCAGCAACAGAAACCUCAUAUUGGAGGAGAAGGCAUGAGGGGAGCCGGACUAUCGCUUGAUCAGUUGAAGCUGCUGCAGAGAUUUGAUCCAUCUGCUGUGACGCUGCAAGGAAUGGAUAUUAAUUCUUUGCAAGAUUCCAAAGAAGAUGAUCUGAUUUCGCUGGCAAAUAAGGACUGUAUAGGAUUUUUUAUUGCAAAAUUUAUUAAAAGGAACAGUAAAUAAGCAUUUAGGAACGCAACCUGAAAAAAUGCCUCUGUGAGUCUGAGAACAGUUCAGACGUGAAGUGUGUUUCUUACUGCUGCAAUGUUUCCAAGCCAACGGACUGACGGCAGGGUUGCUAUGGCAGCAAUAAAAUCUGCCAGCUGUUCUGCUGGGAAGGAGCCACAGGUUGCAGAAAGAAGUCGUGGUUGGGGGAAGGGUAGUAUCAUUUUUAAAUCUACAUUUGCUUUUGUAUUUACAGCAGGUCAGUGCAUGAAGGACAAGUUUGUUCACUCAUAACUGUUGUCUGUUCUAUCUUUCCCCAUGUGAGAUGCCUAUCUAGGGCAGCGAGUGCAGGAACGGGGUUUCUCUGGGAGAGGAAGUUAUCUGCUUUAUGAAAUGCAAACAUAAAUAAAAUAGAUGGGAACUAUUUUUGUGAAUUUUGGAAAAGGUUUCCCAAUAGUUAAUGCUGCAUUAAAUACUGCUUCACGAAACACUGUAACAUUUUACAAAGAACUGGUUUGUAAAUUGAUACUUAGAACCUCAUUUCUCUUUUUAUUUUAACACAAGCAAGAUUCUCUGUACACAUAGUAUAUACACAAAAUACGAUUAGGCUUUGUAGCAUGUCUUUUAUAGCAGCAUGAAUAUAUUAAACCAUCUCACUCUGGGAAUGUAAAUAAAUAUUGUUUCAACAUCAAACUUCCCAUGCAUAAACUGUAUUGGUUCUGAAGUAGCCUAUUGGACUGGCUGACAAGUGACAAUUUUAAAAUUAAACAUUUGCAACAGAAGGGGCUACAGUUGUGAUUAAUAUAGCAAAAGACAGAAAACAAGGCAUAAUACCAUCUGAAAUGUUGCAAAUCACCUUUCAAACAACUGUUAACUCUUCAUUGGUUAGAAAGCAUCACCAGCUAAAAAUCAUAUGAAAACGGAAACUGGGGAAGCAUGCUAAUGAGAACAGACUUAAUACACUGCUCAAAGUUUUAAUAAUCUGAUUUUUUUAAACAUGUUAGAUGUAUUUCAAAAUUCUGCUUCAGUUCCAGAGAUGUUCUCCAUUUGAACAGUAUUCUCUUUUCUCAGUACUGUUGGAACUGACAAUAGCACUGAAAUUAGAGGGAAGAGGUAAAAACAAUUAAAAAAUGUCAGCUGACAUCUCUAUAUGUUUGAUUUUUUUCCUCUCGCUGAUCAAUUUCCAGUUUCUGAAAGCAUUUGCCUGAAAAAUGUGUCUUUUCAUACAUAACUGCUUAGUUGGAUUUAAAAGAGUAAUAUUUCUUUUAGAAUUUAUAUUGUCAGAAGUGCUUUUCAUUUACUCAUAAUCAAACCAAUUUAUAAUUCUGUUUCUCAGUAGUCUUGUUGUUUACUUAUAUUUGCUGUAAACGUUUUGAUACCAUAUGUUUUCUACUGUUCAUAAAUAAAACAAUGUCCUUUCUUCUGCUUUGCCAAUUUUGCCUAGUACAUCCUCUGUAAGGCCUAUCCUACCAGGAUGGGAGGAUGGAAUUCUUGUCUACUACUUGUCGACUUCUUUUGGUUGCUCCUUGCCAUUAACUACAACAUGUGUAAAGAAGAUUUAAAGUAAUUUUGUUUCAUCAGGAGUUGGUGAGAUAUCCUAUUUAGAAACAUGAUGGCCUAUACUUAUUACAGACUUUUUAAUCUGUAAUAAGGUUAAAAUAAUUACUUG
Molecule: messenger RNA, 5363 nt
Organism: Cuculus canorus (common cuckoo)
Lineage: Eukaryota; Metazoa; Chordata; Aves; Cuculiformes; Cuculidae
Gene: NSUN6
Product: NOP2/Sun RNA methyltransferase 6
Exons: 11
Coding region: 2303-3712 (469 amino acids)
Biological process (GO): RNA methylation
Molecular function (GO): methyltransferase activity; RNA binding
Source: RefSeq, a predicted model, not a curated record